ACCUACAAUAGCCUAGUAUAAUUUUCCAAAAAUGUAAAUGUGCUGCACUGAGAUAAUUUCAGUUUUGUCAAUAAUAGAACUACUCAGAUAGAAAAUGGCAUAAAUUCUCUGUAAUGUUAUUUAAUGAAGUGGUUGUCAUAGCAACAGUGCUCAUAUGCAGUGAAAUGGCCAGACUGGACAGAAAGAGGCCAUAUGGUCAAGCAAGGUUGCAAAAGGCAAUGGAACUUGAAGAAUUUCUCAGGACUGUGGUGCCGUUGGCCCUUGGACAAACAAAGCUACCUUUCAUAUCAACAGGCUCCCUACAGACCAAUGUUUGCUCUGCUCUUCCAUCAAACGUGCACUAGCAGGGAAGCACAAACAAUAAUGAGCGUUUUAAGAGAGACUUCAAGCUAUGUUUUAUUCAUCAACACAUAAAUCUGAAAUCCCACACACCGGAAGUGCAUCCAUUGACGUCAGAACAUUAAAACAUGUCAAAGAUAAGAUUUUUUCCCCCUUGAGGACGCUCUAAUAGUUUGUUUUUCUCUCAGGACUGAUGGCCGUUCGUUGAGAGGCGGUUGGUGGGUCUUCGGGGCAAGUGAAAGAGGCGCUUUGUUGAAACUGUUUUGAUUUGAUUUUUUCCCUCUCACUCCCCUGCUUCCGUUCCAUUCCUUCCUCCUCACUCUCUGCUCUCACCUUUGCAUUUCUUUUUCUUUUUUUUCUCCCUCGGAGGGAUGGGUGAUGGGUUGAACAUGAUUUCCAGAGGCAGAAUAUAACUGGCCUUUCAGAGGGUGCAGCCUUCAGAGUCACUGAGACAGCUGUCUCUGGCAGAUUGUACCUGAACUGACUCCAGCAUACAUUAACAAUGUACAAGCCUUUAGCUUUGUGUCUGUGUUUAGCAUGUUUAGUGCUUUUAGCAGCUGAGGGAAAACGAGAAAAGGGAAGAAGAGAGAGACAGAGGAGCUCCAGACGAUUCUUAUCCACUGAUGAUGCACCUGACUAUGAUAAGCCUUUCCUUCCAGGGCGUAGCAGCCAGUGCUUGGUGAAUGGGAUUUCUCUGUUUGAGGGGGCUGUCUGGUCUCCAGAGCCUUGCAGUGUGUGCCAGUGUAAAGAUGGAGCCGCAAGCUGCCGAACCAACCCCUGCCCAGCCAGAGCUUCACCCACCCUGAAGUCUGUGGCCAGUAAGCCCAGUCCAACAACUGUGGGGAAAACAAGCUCGAAAAACAGACUGACCACCAAUGGAAAACCACCUGUGGGGACGGAGGUUCUGGAGGUGAAACCAAAGAAGAACAAGAUGGUGAUCACCCCAGCAAAAAAACCACCCUCAAAUGUCCCUAAGAAGCAAGUGAAGAAAAACCAGGAGGUGAUUGUGAGUCUGGAUCCUGGAAAACCACCUAAGAACCCUGUAAUACCCACAGGACCUCGGUUUAUGAGACCAGUCCAUUUUGAUCAUGAUGACCACGAUGAUGACGACUAUCUAGAGGACGACAGUGACAGUGAUGAUGAUGACGAUGACAACCGUAGCAUUCCAGUGUUCAGAUCUGCUGUUCGUCCUGUAGCACUCGAAAGACGACUAAUACCGCCCACAUUCAAACCGGCCAUACCACGAGCACAGCCAGCCUUUGCUCUUCCUACAAGAAAAUCUGUGAUCCUGCCCACUGGAAGGCCACUGCCAGCCCCCAGUGGGCGACUGGUGGAUCGAGGUAUUGGCCGUCCAGUCAUCAGCACCUCUGUUCAUAUGGAGUCUCUCCCAGCAGGCUGCCUGCUUUCAGAGUCUCUUAUUGCUUGUGGAAACACUCGCCUUACCCAAAUGCCCAUCAUCCAAGAUGCUGGGGUCAGGAGUCUCUUUCUAGCAGAUAACAAAAUCAGCAAGAUCCCAUGGCAUGCUCUGGCAGGUCUUCCCAACCUGGAGUGGCUCGACCUCAGCAAGAACAAGCUGGAUGAUUUCUCUUUGGGUCCAGAUGUGUUUCGGAACUUGACGAAGCUCAGGAGGUUGAACCUUGAUGGAAACAACUUCACUAAAGUGCCGGCUCUCCCUCCCUCGCUGGUGGAGCUGAAGAUCAACGAUAAUAAACUCAGUGCUCUCACUCCCCACAGCUUUCGGGGUCUGUCUCAGCUGCUGACACUGGAGUUAGAGGAUAAUUAUUUCCACGAUGGAAAUGUCUCUCCUCUGGCCUUCAAGCCUCUCAGGAGGCUGAUUUACCUCAGGCUGGAUGACAAUAAGUUCAGGGCUAUUCCCUCUGGUCUGCCUGUUUCAGUACAGGAGCUACACCUGUCUGACAACAAGAUAGAGGUGGUCCAUUCAGGGCUCCUCAACAAGACCACAAACCUGAGAGUCCUGAACCUCAGCCAUAACCGAAUCCGAGAGGACCGCAUUCAUCCAAGAGCAUGGAUACACUUGCUAAAACUGGAGUAUUUGGACCUUUCCCACAAUAAGCUGGUUCACGUUCCCUCUUUCCUGCCGGCUGGUCUGCGGCAGCUCAUCUUGCAUCACAACCAAAUUGAGCGCAUCCCUGGCUAUGUGUUCGGCCACCUGCGACCUGGUCUGGACUCCCUGCAGCUGUCGUACAACCGUCUGCGUGAAGACGGGAUAAAUGAAGUGUCCUUCCUGGGCCUGUACAACUCACUGAGUGAACUUCUGUUGGACCAUAACCAGCUCAGAUCAAUCCCACGAGGCAUUCUACAGUUAAAGAACCUGCAGCACCUGAGAAUGAACCACAACUACAUCAGCUACAUCACUAUGAACUCGUUGUGUGACACUGCGGCCCGUGAGGACUCCCUGCUGUUGUCUGUUCACCUUGAGUACAACCUGAUCGACCGCCGUCUCAUUCCACCAACAGCCUUCUCCUGCAUCAAAACCUACCAGAGCAUCCUUCUGCGGCCCCAGAGAUACGAAGAGCACCAUGAAUGAAAGCGGUUUUUGGGGCUGUCGUUUACAGUGCAUCUCAAUUCAAUGCUUAUUUCAGAGUUUUAAGUGAAAUGAAGAUAAAGAUGCAGCACCAGAGGCCUUUUAUUUUACAUGGUGCUAAUUGUGCAUCUUUCCUGUUGCAGUUGGCAUUAUAUUUUGUGUAUGUCUGUUGUUGUUGUUGUUACCAUAUCUGAUGUCUGUCUUGGUUUGUUUUAUACCUGUAUGUCUGCAAUUUAUAAUCUUUUAUAAAGCAGACUUGUAUGUGCAAGGAUUUCUUUCUUUUUAUAUGCAAAAGGUUUUUAAUAGAUCAGCUUUACAUUAUUUAUUUUGAUUAAACUGCAAUGCAUCACUUUUUUUAUACCGUUUUAACAAUUUUCAUUAGCAAAGGCUAUGACUUUUAUAUUUAGUUUUGUGAGUCUGUGUGUUGUCUGUGCUUUUGUAUUCUCUGUCACAAACUACAAUAAAGUUGCGAGGUGACAAAUAA
Messenger RNA from Cyprinus carpio (common carp), 3368 nucleotides. RefSeq names its product extracellular matrix protein 2. The record is from RefSeq and is a predicted model, not a curated record. Gene Ontology annotation, cellular component: extracellular matrix. Gene Ontology annotation, molecular function: heparin binding; collagen V binding; protein binding. Gene Ontology annotation, biological process: extracellular matrix organization; positive regulation of cell-substrate adhesion. Lineage: Eukaryota; Metazoa; Chordata; Actinopteri; Cypriniformes; Cyprinidae.